AUGGUGGUAUUUAUCUGUAAUAAGUGCAACGAAAGUCUUAAAAAGAAAAAUGUGGAAAAUCACUUUCACACUUGUCGUUGUGCUACGGUGUCAUGCGUAGAUUGCUCAAAGGACUUCACAAAACAGACGUACGUUGCGCACAUAUCGUGCAUCACCGAACAGGAGAAGUAUGGUAAAGUGACUGUGGAGAGCAAAACACCGAAAGGCGCUGCAAAACAAAUGGACUGGACGGCCGUGGUUCAAUCGCGUUUAGCAAAGUUUACUCCUACUCCGGGAAUUCAACUUCAGAUGAAAAAGAAGAUUCUAGAAAGCAAUAAUGUUCCACGAAAAAAAGCCAAAUUCGAGACGAAAGACGCGUCGCAAUCAUCAAUUUCUUGUGGCAUUGUAAGGCAUGGGAAACGCAAGUUAGAUGAUACUGGAGAUGAAUCUAGUAUCUGUUCACCUCUUCCCAAGAAACCAUUAGAAGACAAACCGAUCAACAAUGGCGGUGACGAACAAAACGGCAUUAAUAAUAAUAUGUCGCUUAAAGAAGUCAUGGCCUCCCAUUUAAAUGAACACAAGGGGCCAAUGAAAAUCAAGAAGUUGCGUAGAAAGACUUUCAGAACAUUCAGGCUCUCCACACAUUUUGAUGAAUCGGCCCACACGGAAGAGGCCUUGGAAAGGCUAUUUCAGAAAGCUCUUAAAAAGAAGCGUCUAUUCAGCAUUUCUGAGGAUAAUCUUCGAGUAUCAAUCACUGAUAAUUCUGUCCAGGAGGACUAG
Molecule: messenger RNA, 759 nt
Organism: Mesocestoides corti
Lineage: Eukaryota; Metazoa; Platyhelminthes; Cestoda; Cyclophyllidea; Mesocestoididae
Source: the annotation of a GenBank genome assembly